AUGUCCGACCGCGAGAUGAAGAAAUUGGUCACCCGGCUCAACAACCUCUUUGACGCCGUCUACUCGCUCACCAACCGCGCCGGAAACCCGAUCCACGUGGACUUCCAGAAGCUCCCCCCGCGCACAGGCACGGACUACUACAAGUUCAUCACCCGGCCCAUCUCGCUCCACACCAUCGGCCGCACCAUCAAGCGCUUCCAGUACAAAGACGCGCAGGGCUUCAUCGACGACUUGGCGCAGAUCUCGUGGAACGCCCGCCACUACAACGAGCCCGGCUCCGAGAUCUACGAGAACGCCAUAGUCUUGGACAAGUUCAUCCGCGACACCGCCAUCCCCAAGCUCGCGGGCGACCCGAAGAUCGCCAACGGCGCGCACUUGCACUACCCCGACUUGGGCCCCUUGGGCGACUACGGCGCCGCGGCCUUUGGCGACGACGACGCGGCUCUGGGCAGCCCCUACGGCGUCAAGGACGACUAUGACGACGACGAGAACGUCACCACCACGCGCUACACCGGCUCCUCCUCCAAGCUGCACACCGCCUACAAGCUGCACGACGGUGCGGUGAAGCGAGGCCGCCCGCCCAUCAUCGACAAGCCCUACGAGGCCCGUAUCAAGGCCAUCUUGAAGCUGUUGAAGAAGGCCCGGCCUCUGGACGAGGACGAGAACUUCGCCGCGGUGCACUUCGAGCGCUUGCCCGACAAGUCCCAGUUGGACUACUACGAGUUGAUUGCGCACCCCAUCAGCUUGCACGAGAUCCGCACCAGGGUGCGCUCGCGCAAGUACUCCACGGUGCAGCAGUUCUUGGACGACUUGGCCUUGAUGAUCGGCAACGCCAAGACCUACUUUGGCCAGGACCAGGCCGUGCUCAACGACUUGUAUGUGUACGAGAAGGAGGCCGAGGCUGCCGUCGAGAGGGAGAUGCAGCGCCCGGACUCCGACUUCACCUUGGGGCCAAACGCAGGCGCCGACAAGUUCAAGAUCCCGCUCGACCUGAUUGCCGUCAACGGGCACAGCUACAAGGUGGGGGACUGGGUGCUUAUCCGUAACCCCAACGACGCCCACAAGCCCAUCUGCGGCCAAAUCUUCCGCUUGUGGUCUACCGACGGCGUGCAGUACACGAACGUGUGCUGGUAUAUCCGUCCAGAACAGACCUGUCACCGUGCCGACAGGAUCUUCUACAUCAACGAGGUGUGCAAGACCGGCGAGUACUCCGACCACAAGGCGGAAGACAUUGUGGCGCCUUGCUAUGUCAUAUUCUUGACUCACUACCAGAAGGGCGACAUCCCGCCAAACUUGCUCCCCGACGGCGCCGAGUGGUUCAUCUGUGAAUUCCGCUACAACGCGAACACCUACGCGUUCAACCGUAUCCGCACGUGGAAAGCGUGCUUACCCGAUGAAAUCAGACAGAUCGACCAGCCGAUCGUGCCGAUCAACGAGCCAAGAAAGCUCAUCAAGUACGACUCUCCCAUCAAGCAUCUUUUGACGCCAAACCUGCCCGACGAUGCAGCCUUGGUGAAGCCAGUGGAUGGGCCCAACGCCAAUGGACCCCCUAUUAUCGGGGCUGUGUUCCAGAAGCCACCCUACUACAACGAUGAAUUGGGCCAAUGUUCCACCUCGCCAAACGUGUCCCCGAUCCCUGAAUUCGAUGAUUUGGAGUCCGGCAGGAAGGCCUAUGUGUUUUUGCCUGUCUCGCAGCUGAAGCAGCACAACAGUGGCGGUGCCUUCGUCUCUUCCGGCACGCGACAGGUUGGUGCCAACUACAGUCCGGGGCAACUAGAGGACUCGCCUGCGCCAUAUGACAGUCCGGCUUUCAAAGACCACACAUCGUUCUCCACGCCCACGCCAGGUGGGUUGGGCACCAUCUCCCUCAACAAGUCCUAUGCUAAGACAGAUUCUUUGCUUGGCAAUAACCGUGACUCGACGCCGUCGGUAAUCACACACAAUGCUACAAACUACCAGACCACCACCUCGGUUUACUCCUCUGUUUUGCCUGGAGGUGUUGUGUCAUAUGAGGAGAAGAUCGCAGUGUCAGAUGCUAAUGAAAACCUCCAUACGGUGAGCGAGCUGCUUAUAAAGUCGGCAGGAAACGCCGUGUGGUUUCGUGCGCCGCCAGCAGUGAUCACCGAAAGAGUGAUCACACCAAUCAGCCACUCGGCCAAAUACUUGGCCUGGAAAAUCAGGAAGGAACAAAGGGCUUGA
Messenger RNA from Metschnikowia bicuspidata var. bicuspidata NRRL YB-4993, 2199 nucleotides. RefSeq lists its product as uncharacterized. NCBI's taxonomy places the organism in Eukaryota, Fungi, Ascomycota, Pichiomycetes, Serinales, Metschnikowiaceae. Gene Ontology annotation, biological process: chromatin remodeling. Gene Ontology annotation, molecular function: chromatin binding; protein binding. The transcript has a single exon. Bases 1 to 2199 code for a protein of 732 amino acids. The record is from RefSeq and is a predicted model, not a curated record. Gene Ontology annotation, cellular component: RSC-type complex.